AGCUAGCGCACGUGCCAUGCACCGUCCGUAUCGUGUCACCGGCUUAACAAUCCAGCCAAUCGGAAACGCAAGAUCUUCUGUUGACGGUCGUGCGGUCCAUUGUGUCAAGGCUAGGCGGGGCUAAAAUGCAAGGUCAACUUCUCUGCCGCACGUUGUAUCCGGAUAAACAGAACAAGAGUAGAAAUCGUUCGUCACGGAAGGGGUCUGCGGUUUACGAUGGGGUGAGAUUGUUGAAAAUACAGGCACGUGCUUUACGACUGGCAGUUACUCAUCUAUAUUAGUGGAGGAAAGUACACCAGAAUGUUUACAUAUGUAAAACGUCACCAGGUGGACCGCAAUUUGUGAGAUUUUUAUAGGCUCAUCACUCUCCCUGCACAGGCUUUUCAAGUAAGACAUCAGUCAGGACUUCGAGGUGACCAGUGUUGAGUCGUGAGGCCUUCUUGCAUUCAGGCCAUUUCAACACUCAGACGGACAUUGGCACUUGGACGAUGGCAGGAUCGGAUGACUCCCUCUCGUCGGCUGCCUCAUCAGGUUCGGACGGCGAGCACCCAACGUCGGCCCCCUCUUCUGCAUCCUCCACUGCUCGGGCCAGCCUCAAGAAGACGAGCAGGAAGCGGGAGGCUGGCCCUUCUGCUGCCUCCACCAUCAGACACCGGCACCGGCAUAAUCUGAGCCAUCGGUUUGAAUUUGUCCGAACGCUAGGUAGCGGCACCUACGGAAAAGUCAAGUUGGCUUUGCAGCUUGAUACGAGGGAAGAGGUUGCCAUCAAAUGCAUCCCCAAGAGUAAGAUCGACAAUGCAGCUGACCUGAGGCGAUUACGCCAAGAGAUUGAGGUGAUGUCAUCGCUGCAUCACCCGCACAUCAUCAGGGUGACAGAAGUAUUCGAGAGCAGAGAUAAGAUUGUCAUGGUGAUGGAGUAUGCCCCUGGCGGUGAACUGUACGAUUACAUCAAUGGCGGCAAAGCGACGCCAGCAGAGGCCAAGAGGUUGUUCAGGCAGAUCGCCUUGGCUGUUCAGCACCUUCAUAAGAAUAACGUCGUACAUCGAGAUUUGAAGCUAGAAAAUGUUUUGUUGGAUUCUGACUUGACCGUCAAGAUUGCCGACUUUGGCCUUUCCAGCACCUUUGAUCGCAGCCGUCUUUUGGACACGUUCUGCGGUAGCCCGCUUUAUGCUUCGCCAGAGAUCAUCAACGGUACUCCCUACCAUGGACCGGAGGUGGAUUGUUGGAGCCUGGGCGUGAUCCUGUACGCCAUGGUAUAUCGGACCAUGCCGUUCCACGGAGCGGAUUUUGCACAGCUAAAGGCCCAAAUCACAGGGGGAGAUUUCUACGAACCACCCAGCCUAUCAGAAGCAUCUGGUUUGAUCCAUCGCAUGCUGACAGUCGAUCCAAGGAAAAGAAGCACGAUAGACGGAAUCUUGAGCCACCCCUGGCUGAGGGACGGGCCCCGCCCCUGUUUGAAAGUCCCGGAAAUCCGCCGCCAUCAGCAGCCAGCAGUCCUGGACGGUGACACGGCCAGCCCCGGUCACAAAAACGCCAAGAAGCCACUCACAAGCAUCUUGAAGAAGUCGCUGCGGAGGUCUUCGCACAGGCUCGGGUCGAGUGAUAGUGGGCUGGGGUCCUCUUCAGGGAAGGAACUGGACAGAGACCAGAAACGUGAAGAUGUUCAAGUGAGGUCAGCAAAGGAGGAAGCAGUAGUGAGGCCAAGGACAAAGAAGGGCAUCUUGAAGAAGCAGGGAAAAGACAACGGAGGCGACAGUGGAUUGGAGAUCAAUGAAUCUGGACAAAGUAAGAGUGGUGCCAGCAUAGAAUCCGGUAUGGAACGAGAGAGAAAGGCGGGGAAGGAGAAAAACAAGAGAGAUUCAGGCAUCGACCAAGACCUCACAAGCUGCUGCUUGCUCAGCGAGAAGCCUAGCCAGCAAGAGGAGUCAUCUUGCCGACUCCGAGUGCCGGACAGGCUGAACUAUGUCUGUAAGAUCACCCGGCGGCACUCGCGGGGUAAGUACUCACGCGUCGCCAAGAUGUGGGAGUCUAUUUACACCACAGCAGUGGCCGGCGGCCCGGACGCCAAGGCUCUGCCCGAAGUGGCAAAUGUUGCAACUCUGGAACACGACAACUCAAGUUCCAGCAACGAAGACAUCCUGGAUAUCCUGGACUCGCCCAGCCUGCGCACGCCCACCGUAACCAAGAAAUUCCAGUAUUCAGUGGAAGAGGUGAAAUCGUUGACCAUGACGGAUGGGGACAGGUCCUCAUCCACAGCCGAGCAGGAGGGUGAGGAACUAUAUACCAGGGAUGAGCUUGUGGGUGCAAUGGAUGCAGAAUUAUUGGAAGUCUACCAAAAAGCCCUCAGAAUCUCUCAAGCUGCAGUAUGAUUUGUUCUGAUUUGUCUUUUUUUUCCAGUUAAUAAAGCAAUAUACACAAAUCAGGGUUCCAACUGAUCUUCAGUAAGUGUAGAAAAUGAAGUGAACUAUCUCAUUCGGGAAUCUUUGUAUAUUACAAAUAACUAUCAGAGCGAACGAAGUUAAAUAAAUUGGAGGAAUAAGAUAAGUCCUCCUUUCAGCAUUCGGGGAAGUUCAAAGGAUAAAUUUGAAAUAAUUUAGGGGCAUUUUGAUCAUCAAGUUCAGUUGGAACCCAAAAAAUCUGUCGUAGUUUUUAACUGUUUGAUUCCAGACAAAAACAAAACCUCACUUUAAACAGAGUCAAAUUUUUGUAAUCGGAUUUACACUUAGAACUAAUGAUGCCUUCCCUAACAUAUAUCCAAGAAGAUCAAAUUCGAGAAUUGGUAGAAUCCUGCUAAAAUAUCCCUGCUGAAACACAUACAAAUUAAAUACGACAACAGAAAUAAGAAAUUCUGAGAAGCACACAGAUGUUUAGGAACAUCGCGUGCCAUCCUUAGUCCCUUUAAUUGGAGAAGCAGAUAUCUACAUUCCAAUGGAUCAGCUGUCUUCUCAUUACAGCGUGACGUUCCAAUCACCUCCCCCCCCCAGCUUCUAGAAAGCUCAGUGCAAAAAUUCCCUAGGCAUCUGGUGCGUAAAUAAACCAUGUGCCUUUCCCAGAUGGAAUGGGCCAAGAUUUGAUCCGAGGUUGUGUACAUGACAUCUUCAUCCUUAGUGAAUAUAUUACACCAGAGCCCUGUACGUGCGCAAGUGCUACAUUAUUUUUAGCGUAUUGCUGCGAAAUGCAGUUUUCUAUUUUUGAUGCGCUCUGUGUUGGGGGUGAACGAGAAGUAAAAUUAAAUGGCAAUACUUCCUGAUUUCUUUGACAUCUAGUUCCUCGUUGUUGAGUAAUCUGGAAAGGGAAGGAAAAAAACCAAAGAGCUCAAUUCAGUAUUUGUUGAUCAGAUCUGGGUUGCGUUUAGUAGUAAACAGGGCAUAUGUAGCUGUACUUUUGAAAUGGUAUUGACUGUCAUGUGUACUGAACAUGUGGAAAGCAACGAUAUGAAACGAGCAAAUUAUCUGGAGUAGGAUUCGAACCCGCGAGACCCACAAGAUCUUACCCGUAGCUGUACUUUUGAAAUGGUAUUGACUGUCAUGUGUACUGAACAUGUGGAAAUCAACAAUAUGAAACGAGCAAAUUAUCUGGAGUAGGAUUCAAAACCACAAGACCCACAAGAUCUUACCCGUACAGUGUUGUGGAGGUCUGAGUUCUUAUUUGGGUAUUUCAGUUUCUUAGCUCUGUAAGAAUGUCUGUGUGGAAUGUCUGCCUUGAUUGCAUGUACAUGUACUCUUUUAUUUGUAUUGAAAGACUACAUGUGUGGCCUGUAGAAUAAUCUUCCAUAUGUGGGCAGUAAUUUUACUAGUGGGUGGAGGGGGCACAAGGGGGCAGCAGCAUCUUAGGGGGACUUCCAGCAUCUUAUGGGGGCAGCAGCAUCUUAUGGGGACUUCCAGCGGUGUGCUUUUUUGGGGGGCAAGCUUUGGUUAGCCGUAUUCAAUAUCCAUUCAUCUGGUGUUUUUUUUGGGGGAUUGGGAAUUUGUGGGGGGGGGGGAGUGCAAGUGCCGCAGGCCCCCUGUGGCUGCCCCACUGUAUGUGGGUCAUAUACUGCUGUACAGUUGGGAAAAGUUUGUACCGUGCAAGAAUGACAGGUUUUUCUUUGGGAUAUUUGUCACUUGUCAUUCCCCAGUUGAGGUUUACAUGAGAGUUUUGAAGAAAGAAUUCAAAGUAACUAAAAAAAUUUUUUAGUGAGAAAUGCAUGUAUAAAAUGAACUAAACAAGACGUCACUUUUUAAAAAGUGGGAUUAAAAGUGUUUAAUGUCUCUUUAUAAUUCAAGAGCAAUAAUGACUCGUACCCAGCACAACUCUGGCAAAUUAUCAGAUUUGUCAAAAACUAUUGUGCAAGUUUUUAUGUAGUGUGACUUUUUCUGAACACUCCAGGCAUAGAUCAUCACACCUAAUUGAAAUGGGACGUAUGGCCAGAAAAGUGUGUAACUGUUGUAAAACCAUGUCUUUAUGUAUUUUAAUUUGUUUGUAUUUAUUUAUGUGAGAGUGCUUGACUUGGAAAACUUAUUCUAAAGUAUUGGUUGAAUUCUUUUUUAUAAUGUUUACAAUAAGUGAUUAUUUUGUAACAAUUUGAGGGAGAACAGGAUAUUUUUCAGACCUUCACGUCCUUGAAAUAUUUGUAACCUUUUUACUUAAAGUCGAAAUUUGGAGGAUCAUCCGUUUAAGAAAAUUUCAUUCUGCUAUCUAAAUUUGCUAAUAAUUUACAAAUGAAUACUUUGAUAUUUGUGACAUGUUCUUCAUGUCACUGGCAUUAGUCUUUCUGCAAGAGUAAAAAACCCAUAACCUUUUUUUUCUUCCAUAGAGUUUAAGAAUAUGUUAGACAGGGUACGGUUGGUGACAAAAUGACUUCAUUGUUGGCAUGUUUUGUUUUAUUCUUUUAGUGUAGGUUCAGUAUGAGUGCAAGUAACACAUUUAAAGAACAGGAAUAUUUAUGGCUCUGCCCUACUUUGGAAGGAAUCUGAAUCAACUUUCCUUCUCUUUAGUAAUGCCCUGCCAAUGUAAUUAGUGAUGCUUUGAUUGAUGGAAGCAUUUUUGGAAAAAAAGUCACCAUUAAAAUGAGCUGUGACACUGGUUGCCUCUUUCUGAACCAAUGUUAGAGGGAUGGAUUUCGACUCAAACUUUGCAAAACUCAAAGUUGUUAUUUGGCAGCCAUGAUAGAUUGCUCAAUUGGUUGAUUAUGACAGCAUGUUAUAUCUGUAAACAUUCGACAUGUACUUUUUAUUUUUUAAUGUAUACUUUAUUUUCUUGCCGUCUGUAAAGAAAGUUCUGUUAAAUGUGAAUUGAUUGACUUUUGUAAUUUAUUAAAGGUAAAUUUUUAACUCAAAUGUACAUGUGCAUGCUAAUUUGCAUUCCUGUUUUACCAAAAGCCAUAUCAUUUGAGUUGAACAAAACAAAUGAAAAAACUUUCUUUUAUCAACUCGAGUGCCAAUUAUAUACCCCUCCUUUAAUCCUUCAGCCAAAAAUAAUUGUUCCGUCCAAUUAUGACAUCCUAAAGUUAUGUAAAUUCAGGAAGAGUUCAUAUACGGACGCCAGUAAUUGUUACCUACAGUGACCUAUUAGCCGUCAGAAAGCAAACAUGUCCAGAAAAGUUCAAUUUAGGAAGGAAAAACCAAGCCGUUUUAAUACUUUGAAAACACUUGGAAUUUUUCAGAGCAGUCCCAUAGGGUUUGUGCACAGUGUCACAAGUGGUGUUUGUAUAUGGAACUCUUUCCGUAAAUUACAUUUAAUGCAAAAGCCCAAAACACAAGAAUUGGAAAAUUUAGGUGAGAAUUUGACAGCAAUUCAUACUGGUUUUAUAAAUUCCAAUAAAACACCUUAUCAAAAAGUAA
Acanthaster planci (crown-of-thorns starfish) is the source of this 5822-nucleotide messenger RNA. RefSeq names its product NUAK family SNF1-like kinase 1. Gene Ontology annotation, molecular function: ATP binding; tau-protein kinase activity. Lineage: Eukaryota; Metazoa; Echinodermata; Asteroidea; Valvatida; Acanthasteridae. The record is from RefSeq and is a predicted model, not a curated record. Gene Ontology annotation, cellular component: cytoplasm. Gene Ontology annotation, biological process: intracellular signal transduction; microtubule cytoskeleton organization; protein phosphorylation.